Messenger RNA from Hansenula ciferrii, 2013 nucleotides. RefSeq names its product Ies1p (gene IES1). Bases 1 to 2013 code for a protein of 670 amino acids. The record is from RefSeq and is a predicted model, not a curated record. The transcript has a single exon. Gene Ontology annotation, cellular component: Ino80 complex. NCBI's taxonomy places the organism in Eukaryota, Fungi, Ascomycota, Saccharomycetes, Phaffomycetales, Wickerhamomycetaceae.
AUGGUACAACGUUACGAUCCUAUUCAUGAUGUGCUGGUGGACACUGGUGAUGAGAAGCACACAAAAGAGGAAGCUAAAAUUGAUUCGGAACAUCAAAAUGGAUCUGUUGAGACAGUGGCGAAUAAAGAAGAUACAAAUGAAGAAUCACAAGACAAUAAAGAACCGCUAAAGGAAUCAACUGAUGGAAAUAGUACUGGUGAUGUUCAUAAUGAUGCAUCUCAGGAUACUGAAGAAGAAGUGAUUGAACCAGAACAAGAAUUAGAAACAACAGAAUCAACAUCAAAUUCAACACCAACAGUGGCGACAACAACAACAUCUGCAUCAACAAAACCAAUAGAAUCAGCAUCUACAUCAUCAAAUACUCCAAAUAAAAAGCAUAAAUUAUCACCAUCACCAACUAAAACUCCGUUGAAAAAGUUUAAGAAACAUCAACAUAAAAGUGCCACUGUAUUAAGUUCAGCUCGUUCACGUCAUUUGAAAAAAGAUGAUGGUCGUCCAUUCUUAAGAAAAGAUAUCCAAUUUCAAUUCCUAAAAGAUCUUUUUGAAGAUGAUACAAAAGCUUUUAUUGAUCCAUAUGAAGAUUCAAAAGAUAGAGUUGUAACUGAACCAUAUUCACCACAUAAAUUAACAUUUGCAGAAUUAUAUAUCAAGACCAUUGCACAUAGUUCAAAAUGUUCCAAGAUAUUAAGAGAUCGUUUAUUAAAUGAUAUGAAUAUGAGUAUUCCAACAAGUAUGAUUUGUCUUUUGGUUAAUGUUGGUAGAAUGAAUACAACAAUUAAUUUUGUACCUGAUAUGAAAUCUCAAUUGAGAACUUAUCAUUCAAUUCCAUGUUUACAAGUUGAUUAUGAUGCAUCUGAAAAUAAAUUCAAUUCUACAGGGAAUGGAGGUGAUAAACAAUUACAAGAUACUCCAAGAUUAAAAUCCAUAUUAAAAGCAUGUUGUGAUGAUACUGAUGAACCAAAUGCUUUAAAUUUAUUAAAUGGAGUUGAUAAAUUCCCCAAGACAAAUGUUAUCAAUAUGAUUUUUUUACUUUGUAAUGCAGAAGAUACAAUAAAUAAAAGUUAUUUAGAAGAAUCUGGUUAUGGAUUUUUCGAUAUUUUUAUGAAUAGUGAAUUUGAUCCAAAGGAAAGAGUUAAAUUAUUUUUAUGGUUAAUCUUUGCAUAUUUAGAAACAGAUUUAAGUUCAUUACAACAACGUGAAAAAAAUCCAUUUGGUUUAGAAAUUCCAAUUUUAAAUAAAACUGAUAAAGAAUAUGAUGUUGAUACACCUGAAGAAGUUGAAUUUGGUAACAGAUUAUAUGAACAGAGAGUUAAAUUCUUAGCAGAAGAUUCAACUGAAGCAGGUGAUGAACAAACAAAGAAACAUGACAAGGUUGAUAAAAAGGAUAAGAAAGAUCAUACACCAGCAAAACAAAAUAAUAAAUUGGAUAAGACACCAGCAAAACAACAACAAACAAAACCUAAAGUUGAAUUGCAUCAAGACUCAAAUAUACAACAACACCAAAAACAAAAUACACCGCAACAUAAUAUUCAUUUACGACUACAACCUCAACAAGAACUUACAACUCAACAAUCUCAUCAACAAAAGCAAACAACAGUUCAACAUCAUAGUAAAAGAACAUUUCAAUUCCCAGUUUUACCUAAAAAUGAUAUUGAUACAGAUAGUGUAAGGAAAUCAUUGAAAUAUCUUGGUCGUAUAUCAGGUAAAAAGAGAACUAAAUUAGGACAAUUAAAAUUUGAACAUAAAAAAAUAGAAGAAGAAGAAAAAGCAGAAAAUUCAGAACCAAUCUUACCAUCAUCAGCUGGUGGUGCAACAAAUAAUAGAAUUAGAUUAAAAGAUUAUAAAGGUGAUUAUGCGGAAAAUAGUGAUAAAUUUAAUACACUGUUUAAUUUCUUGAAAAAUGAUUUUGUUGAGAUGGUUAAGGCUGAUACAAUUUCUGAAGCUGUUAUUACAUCUGAAUAUCAAGAUAUAAAUAAAGAUUUGACAUUAAGUAAGUUUAGUAUUGAUUUAUAG